UCCGGCCAUGUUUUGAAGUCCUUCUCCGGGACCCACCUGAGAGCCGAGCAUCUUAGUUUCACGGGUUUUCUGGAAGAAAAUUGCUAGCCUCUCAUCCUUGGGGAAGUUCUUGAACCAUGGCAAGUCCAAGGACUAGGAAAGUUCUUAAGGAAGUCAGAGCACAAGAUGAGAACAAUGUCUGUUUUGAAUGUGGUGCAUUUAACCCCCAGUGGGUGAGUGUGACCUAUGGAAUUUGGAUCUGUCUUGAAUGCUCGGGAAAACAUCGAGGCUUGGGAGUUCAUCUCAGCUUUGUACGCUCUGUAACUAUGGAUAAAUGGAAGGAUAUCGAGCUGGAGAAAAUGAAGGCUGGAGGUAACAGCAAAUUUCGAGAGUUCUUGGAGUCUCAAGAUGACUAUGAUCCCUGCUGGUCGAUGCAAGAGAAAUACAACAGCAGAGCUGCAGCUCUUUUUAGAGAUCAGGUAGCUACUGUAGCUGAAGGCAAGGAGUGGUCCCUUGAAACUUCUCCUGCAAAGAACUGGACUCCACCACAGCCUAAAAUGUCUCUCUCUUCAGCUCAUCGUAGUUCUGCUGGACAAUCUCAGAAUGCAACUGCCUCAUCUGACAAAGCUUUUGAAGACUGGUUAAAUGAUGAUGUUAACUCCUAUCAAGGUGGCCAAGAGAAUCGCUAUGUGGGGUUUGGGAACACAGUAACCCCUCCAAAAAAGGAAGAUGACUUCCUGAAUAAUGCUAUGUCGUCACUGUACUCGGGAUGGAGCAGUUUUACAACUGGAGCUAGCAAGAUUGCCUCAGCUGCUAAAGAAGGUGCUACCAGAUUUGGAUCUCAAGCAAGUCAAAAGUUUUGGGGCUACAAGCAGCAGCCAGAGCCGGCAUCAGAGUUAGGUCAGACAUUAAAUGAAAAUGUUCUCAAACCUGCACAGGAAAAGGUGAAAGAGGGAAAAAUAUUUGAGGAGGUCACCGUGGGGGUAUCACAGUUGGCUAGCAAGGUUCAGGGAGUUGGAAGUAAGGGAUGGCGAGAUGUCACCACUUUCUUUUCUGGUAAACCAGAUGAUAAUUCUGAAAGACCAGCUGAAGGAGACAGCUACCAGAACAGUGGAGGGGAGGGCUACCAGAACAAUGCUGUAGAUCAAAGCUUCUGGGAGACCUUUGGCAACUCGGACCCACCAAAAGCUCAUAAAUCUCCAAGCAGUGAGAGUUGGACGUAUGUGGACAAUUCCACAGAGAAGAAGAGCUCCGAUAGCUGGGAUGUAUGGGGUUCAGGAACAGUCUCCAACAACAAGAACAGUAACAGCGACAGCUGGGAAAACUGGGAGACUAACUGGGAAAAUGCAGGAGGGGAGAGCAAGACCAAAAAACCUCCUAAGGCAACAAAAAAGGCUUCUUCAGCUGAUGAUGGGUGGGAUAACCAAAACUGGUAGAACUCUGUUAACCCUGUUUUGCACAGCUAGGGAAGGGUGGCUAUGCUGGCUGAUUGAGGGGAGACAGAUUCACACACAAUUGGAUUAUCUUGGUUGACUUUACUGAUCUGUUAUUUUUGUGCUGCCUUCCCAUUCAUUCUCCUUUCUUCUUUCCAAGUUUAGGAAAAAAUUAGUGUCGGAAUCUUGUUAUUACAUAAAGAUGACUCCCAUUUUUAAGGAUAAUGAUAAAUAUAAUCUCCUUGCACUAUUGAAGCUGAGUACAGUAACUUUCCUAACAGGGGUGUUUACAGGAAAAAAAAAAAAAAAAAAAGUGCAAGCACAUUUUCAUGGCACAACCUUGCAUGUGUAGUUUUAUAGGUCUUCAUCCAGUCUCCAUAUAACUUGAGAUGACCUGAAUAGUUUAAUACAAACAAAGGGGAAUGUGUAUCUUAAAAAGAUAGCCAUUAAAUAGGCAAAUUGCAGUUGCAUCGUUUUAGAUCAAAUGCCUUAUAGAUUGCUGGGACCACAUUAAGUCUGGCAGUUCAAAACGGUCUUUAAGAUGCUUUUUAUUGGAUAUGUGUUUUUAAACUUUGAGGUGUGAAGACUUUUAAAACUUCUCCCCUAGAAUUAAUAAAGAAUCUAGAACUAGACAGUUACUUGUAUACACUUAUUGUUUUGACAGUGUGAGCUAUCAAGGGAUAUUUAGAAUGGCUCUGCUUGUCCUUCUUACUCGUUUGGUUAAAAGUUUACACAGUGCAGCUUUCCUACACAUAUAAUGCAAAGCUGUGAUAUUCUCCUUCCUUUUCUGUACUUCUCCCCUGAUUUGAAUAUUGGUAGAGUCUCUUUUCUCUGUCAAAUUUUCUUCCUUCUACUCUUCUAUUUUAUCUAUUCUGAUAAAAAAAAAUUGCAUCUUUUCUGCUGCUUAUGGCCUUUUGGAUGUUUAUUUGGCAACUUGGCAAUGAAACGAACUUAUUAGAAAAAUACAGUUAGAUGAAAUAGGUGGAAAAUGUGAGAACAUCGAGGAGCAAGGCUGGCAGCAAGCCCAUUUCCAGAUAAGUAAAUGUCUGGAUUUAAUAGUCAAAUUUAAAUUAAGCAGAUGUUUUCUAAAUUAAUCAUUAAUUUGUCCACUAUAUCUCUGUUUCUGUUAUGUCUUUCUCCAGAUUUUCUUCCUGGAUCUUAUUAAAAGGAACAUACUUUUGGAAACUUUUAGAAACUUCUUGUCAGCAUUAAGGAAUGAAAUGAGAUUCAGUCAUGUUGCAAUUUUGACCCCACAAACUGGUUUGCAUGACAUACACCAUAACUUUUGUAGAAAUAUUUGGACUUCCUCCUUUAUCAGCAAAGAUGUCUUAUGUAUGCUUACUAGUUCUGUUUUGGGGAGUGGGUUAUGAGCUGAUUAUUUUCAGAUAUAUUUGAAAACUAAAUCAUGAUGUCUUUAUGUAGUCUACUUUGGUACCAGUAUGGAGUUCUCUACUGUGGACACUGUAGAUCUUAGAACCUGUCCAGAAAACCGUUUAUUUAACUGUUCAAGCAAAUGAUCAGCUCCAGUUGUCAGUUAUCUCAAAUAAUGCUUCAUUUCUUUGCCUCUUCACAGAGGUUUUCAAGUUUAUAGUAAUAGUCAAAAGUCAAGAGGCCAUGUAAUUGUAUUUAGCAGCCAAAAAAGAAAAAGAAGGGGAAGGGGGAGGUAAAUUAUGAAAUAAGUAGUUUUUAAAGUAGCAGUUUUUAAAGAGUUGUAGUCCAAGUAAGAACAUCUCUAUUUAUAUACCUGAAUUCUGAUCUUGCAGACCCACUGCUGUAUUUCUAUUCAUAUGAUCUUUCAGAUGGUCAAAAAAAUUUUCUAGCCUUCUCUAGCCCUCUACAGCAAAACGUAGGUUUUUUUUUUGUUUUUGUUUUUGUUUUUUUUUCCCUCCUUCUCCUUAUAAAAUGAUCUCUGAAUCUAAUGCAGCUGCUGGAGCCAGUACUGCUCGUGACCCAAGCACCACAGUACUGCUCGUGACCCAAGCACCAGUCUAGGCUGAGCCAUGCCAGAUGCGCAAAGCAUCCUUGCUGACAUGAUGAACCUACAGAAGAGACAGAGGCAGGAGAGAUCUAAGUUUUCAAGGCAACCUGUGCUACUCUUGGAAAAGAGGUUUACAGCCUGACCAUAAAACAAGAAUUUUGUUCUAUGUUUUCUUCUGUUCCAGAGAUACUUUUGUCAUAGCUUAAUUGCAUGUCACACAUGUAACUUUGUAUUUCUAUGCAUACACUUUUGUUGCCUUAUUCUUGUAGUUUGUCUGCUGCCCAGUACGAAACUGUAAUGCAUGUACUUUGAAGGCCAUGCUGUGUAAUUUAUGUGAACUGGCACUGCCAAGUCCUUGACUGACAGUUAAUCUUUGUGGAGUGUUGCAGUAGUGGUGACAGCGUGAUGCAUCUAACCGGUUGUAUUGUCUGACUGCUCAUGUCUGUCUGAGGUGAGGUGAAGCUGAUUCAGCUUCCUGUGUACAAAUUUAUUACAGUUUCUCUUUCAUAAACCUCCUGCAAUAGCUUGUAGAAGGAUGAGCUUUAUUUCAAUCCAUUCAAUCAACAGUACUGUGAUGUGUAUGAAUAUGUUCUCCUCGGUUGUGUGUGUUGCCUAGGAGAAAACUGGUAUCAGUUGCAGCUACAAAUGGCAUAAGCCAUUUGUUUAUUUGUCGAGUGUCGUUUUGUUUUGUUUUGUUUUGAAAUUUUGUUCAGAAUUAAACAACCAGAGUCCUA
Molecule: messenger RNA, 4124 nt
Organism: Rhea pennata
Lineage: Eukaryota; Metazoa; Chordata; Aves; Rheiformes; Rheidae
Gene: ARFGAP1
Product: ADP ribosylation factor GTPase activating protein 1
Exons: 14
Coding region: 117-1415 (432 amino acids)
Biological process (GO): regulation of ARF protein signal transduction; regulation of endocytosis
Cellular component (GO): Golgi membrane
Molecular function (GO): GTPase activator activity
Source: RefSeq, a predicted model, not a curated record